This is a messenger RNA of Paramuricea clavata, 4128 nucleotides long. Lineage: Eukaryota; Metazoa; Cnidaria; Anthozoa; Malacalcyonacea; Plexauridae. The record is from the annotation of a GenBank genome assembly.
GGAUCUUCUCAUUGGUGAUGCUGCUAUUGAAAAUUCUCUCCUGUGGACUAUCGUAAGUUUUGCGUUUGGAGAUCGUUGCAUGUUUGCGGAAAGCAUCAUAUUUAUUUAUUCGGCAAAUCAGUGCAAUUAGUAUGAAGACAAUUAAGAUCUACGGUUCAAAACAUUUCUUAUAGAAGCAACGCAACUUCGAGAUUGGUUGCACCCUUCCCCCUUACGUUGUAAUUAUGUGGUACGCAAUACAUGGUGCAUCUUCCAACAUGAGCUCAUGUUAAGUAACUAUCAGUGUACUUCACAUUUGAAAAGAUGCCAGAUUAACUAUCUCUCCUCCACCAAGCUUUCUCAAUAUAUAGAAUGACUUGACUAAUGAGAGAUUACAUUUAAGUAUAAAAACACCAACACUGCAUUAAUUAUCAUAAUUAUCAUACAUUAAUUAUCAUAUUAUCAUCUUUGUACGAAAACUAACCUUACUUUAUUUAUACUGGAUAGCUCUAUCAGUUCCAGUAAGGAUCAUCUCUUGUUGAUCCAGUGUUACUACAGGAGGAAACCUAAACUAAACUUUAUUUACAGUAUACAUACUGGGUAGCUCCAUCAGUUAAAUUGUUCUCCCUAGAAGUCCAGUAAGGAUCGUCUCUUAUUGAUCCAUUGUUACUAUUUUCUUCCACAUCAGGGUUCUAUUAAACUGAGCUUCGCCGGAAGUCCCGCUGAAGACAAACAGCAAGAAAAAGGAGGUCAAUUCAAGCGCAAACCAGAAAUCGAGGUAAAGUCCUUGCUAUCCAGCAAUGUGAAUUGGUUGCCAGCAUGUAUAAACAUACAUGUGUUAGCUAAUAUCUGUAAAUACCUUCUGACUAUCGCAUCUUAUAAUAUGAGCUCGUGUUAGGUGAACUAUCAAUUUACUUAACAUUCAAAAGAUGCCAGAUUAAUUAUCACUCCUCCACCAAGCUUUCUCAAUAUAUAGAAUGACUUGACUAAUGAGAGAUUACAAUAAAAUAAAUUAUGUAUUGUAUUGUAUUGUAUUGUAUUGUAUUGUAUUGUGCCCUAAACUUAAUUAUCACUUAUUUACUGAGACCGAGGGAAACAGUGUGUUUUGUGCGGCGGUCUCGGGGCCACAAAACACGCUGUUUUCCAGAGGACUCAAUAGGAUUCAGUGUUUUAUCACAUAGCAAGUGUCAAAGUCUCAAUAAUUCUCCUGGUAUUCCGAAACUGUAAUAAAACCAACCGGCUGACAUGCUGAAACUCUUGAAAGAACUUUGCUUUGAACUUGCUCGUUGACGCGAGCAGCUCGCACCCCAUUUCUGGUUUUAUUAUUGAACGGUCAAUAAUUGUUUCAUUGUUGACGGGUUGCCCCCUCUCCAAAAUAUUUUACUAAUUCAAUGUUACUGCUGCUUCUAGCAUAUGUUCCGCCAACCUGAGAAGCGACCUCCAAAGACUGUAUCCACUGCCUUUACUAUUCUUGCUUUGUUGCCGCUUCUCAUUCUCUUUGUUGCAGUAAGUAAACUAACUUUAUUUACAGUAUAUUGGAUAGCUCUAUCAGGUCGAAACUGUUCUUCCUAAUCUCCUAGAGGUCCAGUAAGGAUCAUCUCUUAUUGAUCCAGUGUUACUACAGGAGGAAACCUAAACUAAACUAACUUCAUUUAUACUUGAUUGUUCUAUCAGUUCUAAACUGUUCUCCCUAGAGGUCCAGUAAGUGUCAUCUCUUAUUGAUCAAGUGUUACUACAGGAGGAAACCUAAACUAAACUAACGUUAUUUAUACUGGAUAGCUCUAUCAGUUCUAAACUGUUCUCCCUAGAGGUCCAGUAAGGAUCAUCUCUUAUUGACCCAGUGUUACUACAGGAGAAAACCUAAACUAAACUAACUUUAUUUAUACUGGAUAACUCUAUCACUAUCAGUUCUAAACUGUUCUUCCUAGAGGUCCAGUAAGGGUCCAGUGUUACUAAAGGAGGAAACCUGAACUAAACUAUUAAUACUGGAAAGCUCUAUACUGACAUCUAAACUGUCUUCAUGGUGCAUUUAAAAUAAAUUUGAACCUGUUGUAAAUGUGAUUAUUUCGUAUUCUUCUAGUGGCUGAAGCUUGGUGUUAACUUAUCCAAUUUCCAAUUCUCUAUUCCCGCCAUUGUUUUCCAUGUGGGCCUGGGAGGUAUGUUUAUACAAUCUAUCUUUCUCGCUGUGCCCCCUAUUCUUAGCCAGCUUAAGGGCCGUUUACACUUGCAAUGUUUGCUGCGAUUUCUAGCACGAUUUUCUUCUGAUGAAUGUGAACAAGUAGAUGAGUUAUGAAUAUCUUGAGUACAGUAUAUGUUCCCUCUCUGGACAUUCAUAAUCGUUUACAUCCCAUCAGAAGAAGAAUUUCAAGAAAAUCGCAGCAAAAAUUGCAAGUAUAAAGUACUAUUUAAAACAUGAGCAACAGUGUUUUAUCAGGUACAAAGAUACGAGGCGAAGCCGAGUAUCUUUAGAUCUGACAAAACACGCACUGCGAAUGUUUUAAAUAGUACUUCAUAUCGAAGGAACUAGAUUCUGUUCCGAAAUAUCACUUACUCGAACCGUCCUGACCGCGUAGCUCAGUUGGAAGAGCAUUGGGCUAGUAUUCCAAAGGUCGUAGGUUCGAAUCCCACCGUGGCCGGGCAUAUUUUUCAAGCUCGCCCGGUGUGGAUAUACACUCAGAGUAACACCACAAAUAUCAUAUUCACCUGAGUACACUACACCAACACAGAAAAAAUUCAUAGUACUUCAUACUUGCAAUUUUUUACGCUUAUGAUUUUUCUUUGUGUUUUCCUCAUGAAUUAUUAAUGAGUUUUUGAACGUACCUUCAGAUGGGGUGUUUGGUAGAGUCGGCCACUUUUUCAGCGGCCUGGCCUGAUAAAAAGGGAAGGUUGAGAUCAUAGAGGUUGAGACGCUGAGUGAAAAAUUUCUUUUUAUCGAGUAAGUAGCCCAGCCUAAUCAGGCCAGGCUGUCAAAAAAUCCUAAUUCAUUAGAAUUAGAGUGCUUCCAGUUUGACUCUACCAAACACCCUAUCUAAGCUAGCUAAGAAUUGGGGGCACAGUGGUUAGUGACGAAAGUUUCAUUUCACACUCUAUUUAAAUCUCAAAUACCGAUCUAUUUAUUACGGUGCACUAUUUCGUACGCAUGCGCAGUCGAAAUUAUGGGAUUCUUUAUAAUUGAUCAACAAAACAGCCGUGUAUGGCAUGACGCCUGGAUACCUUUCUUUUCCAAUCAAAAAACUUAAAUUACGAGGAGGUGGUAUUGUCGAUAUGAUCAUAUGACAAACGCGGCUUUUUUAAAAUUUUUCUGCCAUUCUUUCCCAUUGGCUGUCAAAUAGAAACUUUAAUUAAAUUCUUAAAAUAUACCUUUUGUUGGAAGCGACAUUAGGGGCGAACCAUUGUUAGAAACGUGAUGUGAUGGGGAGGGUAGUUCGUUCAAAAAGGAAGAGCAAAGAGAAAUACCUUUAAAAUUCCAGCACAAGCAGAUGUACCAAAAAAAAUUGGUGCAAGCUGAAAAAAAUCGGUCCGUCCCUAAAUCACUGUGAGUGGUCCGUCCCUAAUCAAUCAAUCGAUAUUGAUCGAUUGUUAAUAACGAUAAAUUGAUUACGGAUAUGAAUCGAUUGGAGCAGUUUACUGAGCUUAGGAAGAUGUUUCUGUUAUAACCAAAUAGUUGUUCUGUUCUUUGUAGGAAUAUUUCUUCUCAUGUACGCCUUCUGGACGUGUUUGGUAAGAUACACCAUAGAUGACACAAAAUUAACCAUGACCAACUGUCUGUGGUAUGAUUGGUGAUAUAAUAUGUUGUUCUUCUCUUUUCAGAAUAUGUUUAGCACUUUGAAGCUGUUAGGUUUGGUCGGAUCAGUAACGUUCCUCGCUGGGAACUCGCUACUCGCUAGUUUAGCCGCUCAGAGGUAAGACUUUAUAUUUUGUUAAAACACAUGUAUGACACAAUAGGUUUUAUGUUCAAUCUAAUAGUUUUCAUUUAUUGUUUUUUAGAACAAAGAAUUAGGUAUUUGCAAUGAAAUUGAGAAGGUUUGAUCAAGUUGUUAUGGUAGCACAACCCAGUAGCCAAGAUCCGCUGUCUUUAUGAAGACCGCCAGCAUGAACGAUUUUAGUAAAUUAAAUUGAAAUAAAACACAUUUGUAGUUCUUGAGAGGA